AUGGGCGGCCUGGAUCUGACGGAAGAGGACUAUCAGGAGAUCAAUUGGGAUGAUUUCUCGGAAAAGGAUUGCAAUUGCUCAAUUCUCAUCCAUACCUAUAUUCCGAUGUGCGCCAAAUUGUGCGGCCAAUCGUCAUUAAUGCGCGUCGAUUGGAUGGAGAUUAUGGUGCCGGCGUUACUGUAUUUGGUCGUGUUUUUGGUAGGAACAAUCGGGAAUGCGCUGGUGAUCUUUGUCGUCAAUCGAUUCAAACGGAUGCGAAAUGUGACGAAUGUCUUUCUCGCAUCUCUAUCGACUGCUGAUUUGUGUCUCAUAUGGUUUUGUGUUCCAAUUAUGUUCGUCAAAUACAUGUCGCACGAGUGGUUUAUGGGCCGUUUCGCCUGUUAUUCCGUCCAUUACAUUCAACAAUUCACAUGUUUUUGCUCUGUUCUGACGAUGACCAUGAUUUCUUUCGAAAGAUUUCUAGCCAUCGCCUAUCCGAUGCGAAAUAUGUGGUUAUCGUCGAUUGGGCGGGCGAAAAAGGUAAUUUUGCUAAUAUGGCUCGCCUCGGCUAUAUUGGCAAUUCCAACGGCAAUUCGGAUUGAUUAUCAGGUAAAUAUCAACCAGGGCACGCGGGUCCAUUGGUGUGCCCGAAGAUUCCCUGCGAAUUUCACAUUUUUCGGCCAUAGCCAAGUGGAUUUGAAUAGGUUUUAUGCCAUUUAUCAGAUGCUUGUCCUAAUCGUUCUCCCCGUGGCGACAAUGUCAAUCUGCUAUACCCGUGUCUCUCUGAUCGUCUAUUCCUCCUCAAAAGAUCGCGGGAUCCUCACACACGCUAUGGUGGCAUUCAGCAAGGCAGCCACCGAUGCCGUCACUUUCACCAGCUACAGUAGUAUUCCCAUCGCCAAUUCCAGGACCUUUAAGUUUGCUUCGACAGCAAUCAGCUCCCUGAGCAAUAAAAAGAACAAUCGAAUGGCCGAGGCGAAUAAGAAGCAAAUUGUGCAGAUGUUGAUAUCGAUUGUGGUGAUGUAUACCGUAUGCUGGUUGCCCACUAUUGUGGACGAACUGCUAACCAGCUUCGGCUAUAUCUGCCGUACAUCAAAUACCACUACCCUGAAGCAUAUGAGAAUGGGAUUUAAUGCGCUGACGUAUUGCCAAUCCUGCAUCAACCCAAUCUGCUAUGCCUUUAUUUCGCAGAAUUUCCGAGCGACGUUCAAGACGGCGUAUAUCAGGAUGAAGUAUAGGAUACAGGGCAACGAAGAGCUGCGUUCCCGUAUCGGAUCGUACUCCUCGGCCUCGAUGCUAUCUACUCGAAAUCAUAAUCGCAUUAAUGGAAGCUACAAUACGUUAACAGUACCUGGAAAAUCGAUCAUCACCCCAAAUAUGAGUCGUGAUGUCUCCCAAAUGUCUCUCUGUCGCCCCAGAACCCCUGGAAUCCAAGCUGAUGCUCCGACGAGUUGUGUCGGGUUACGACCCCGAUCCCCCACAGAUGUCUCGAGAGAUUCGGGGCGCCCCCGUUCACCGACAGAUGUAUCGCAAUCAUCGAGGCCUAAGUCUGCUAUGAGGGAGAGUCUCAAAUUCCGCACCCGUUCCCCGACAGAAACCUCACAAUCCUCACUUCCACGUGGACGAUCACCCACUUCCGCUUCUACAAUAACACAAGGAUCAAAAGGGUCGAGGGGAUCUGUUGUUAAGGCUCAUACUGAGGUAACCGCCCUUCUCUCGGUUCCAGAAUCUGGUGGAGGACGUCCGAAAACCCCGGAAAAUGUC
Messenger RNA from Mesorhabditis spiculigera, 1743 nucleotides. NCBI's taxonomy places the organism in Eukaryota, Metazoa, Nematoda, Chromadorea, Rhabditida, Rhabditidae. The record is from the annotation of a GenBank genome assembly.